This is a messenger RNA of Camellia sinensis, 2806 nucleotides long. The record is from RefSeq and is a predicted model, not a curated record. Lineage: Eukaryota; Viridiplantae; Streptophyta; Magnoliopsida; Ericales; Theaceae.
CGCUUCUUAAUAACUUAAAACUUUCAGAUAAUUAAUAGUAAACAAUUAAAUAAAUCAUAAUCUAUUUUUUAAACGUCUAACUAGGUAUUUUUUUAAAAAUAAAAAUAUUAAUUGAUCAUUAAUAUUAUUUGCAUUAACGAUGUGACGUAGUAUAUACACUCACUUCAUUAUCCUUUUAAAAAAAUAUGUAUCUUAUAAUUUUUUAACACGGAAAAUACUUUAGGUUAGCAUGUGCUCUUUCAAAAAUAAAAAACUUAACCUGUCAAAUACAAACUAAUAAAGUGAAUUAAAUCAGCUACAGUCACGGUUCACUGAAGGCUUCUCUCCUUAUUCUAUUCCCUCCUGACAUUUUUACAUACAGCUUUGAGCACAGAGAGAGAGAGAAAGAAGCAAUAGGAAGCCCUCUUUCUCUCUCUAAAGGAAAGCUGUUCAGACCAUAUUGUGCAUCCAUAACCAGAUUGGAAGACUUCCCUCCAAAUUGCAAGCAGCCACAACAGAAGAAGAAGAAGAAGAAGAAGAAGAACCCUAGAAAAUCUCAGUGUGAGUCCGUACAUUUCCACAUCAAUUCAGCCUCCAGGUUAUGUUUUAUUCCUGUAAAUAUCAAACAAACUGCUUGAGAAAGGAAACCACUUUUUUCAAUUGUUUUGUAUCCUUUUCUCUCGUUUCUCCUGAGCACCAAACAGAGACGGAAACGUUUUGUUAGUUAUGUCGGGUAAUCGUGAAAUUGAUGAUGGUCCUGAUACCGAAAUGAGUGGCUACUUUUUUGGCAAUGAAUGCUACGGCGGAGAGAGUAAUGAUGAUGAUGAUGAUGAUGACGGUGAUGGUGAUGGUGAUAUGAAUGCUGUUGAUGAAGAGGAAAUUAGCAGAAUUCUUGCAAAGUUAGUCUGCACUGAUGAUGACUUUACGCCUAGGGUUGUAGAAGAUCAAUCCUUCCUAAACUUUGCACAUUCCCUCAAUCCUCUGGCCAAAUUGGGAAGUGUUGAAACUCUCAAAAGCAAUUGUUUGGAGUUCUACAGGGAAGAGAAAGUGAAGAUUAAACAUAUUUUGGAAAAAUAUGAUGGGCAGAUUAGCCUUUCGGUUGACAUAUUAAGGAGUCCGUCCAGGCAAGAAUAUAUGUGCCUAACCACACAUUUUAUUGAUGAUAAGUGGAAACUCAAGAAAUGGGUUAUCAUUUGUCGUGUUCUUUUGAAGGAUGUGCUUCCAAAAGCCAUCCAGAAGUCGCUUACAUAUUGGAACAUAGGAAGCAAGAUCUCCACGAUCACUUUGAAACAUAACAGUUACAACGAUGAAACAGUUGAGAUGGUGAAAGAUCACAUUCAGAAAUCGAAGACGCUUCAACUUAAUGGUCAGCUAUUUCAUGUCCAUUGUUGUGCCGACUUGUUUAAUGAAAUGGUGCAAGGUGCGUUUGAUGAAAUAUCUAAAAUUAUUGACAAAGUUCAGGAGCUAAUUAGUUGGGGGAAUUCGUUGCCUUUGUGGUAUAUCACGACCUCAAGGCUAGAGAGUGCUUUAGAGUUGGAGUCUAUGGGAGAAUUUUCUUCACAAAAAGUGCUUGAUGCUUAUGAUGUACCAUCUGCUGAUGAAUGGGAGAAAGUUCGACUGAUUUGUAAACUCGUGGACAAAAUGCACAAGGUAGCAAAAAUGUUGUUUGAGACAAAGUAUCCAACUGCUAGCAUAUAUCUUGGUAAUCUUCAAGAGCUUCGUAUGAGUCUGACUCGGGAGGCUUCAAGCUCAGAUAGUUUCAUUAGUGCUGUUGCUGAGAAAAUGCUUAAGCAGUUUGAUGAGUAUUGGAAGGAUAUGUAUUUGGUGUUGGCAUUAGCUACAGUAAUGGAUCCCCAGUGUAAGAUGAAGUACAUAGAAUACUUAUCUAUGAAAGAUGAGGGUGGUAACAAUGUUACCUCGCAAGUUUCAACCAUCUUGAAGGCCAUUUGCACCCUUUUUGAUGAUUAUUCAACCCAUUUUCUUGGAAAAGUAAACUCAGCAAGCGAUUCAACUUCUUCAGGCUCUGAAGAGGUGGAAUGUCCUGAUUCUGACUCUAAAGAGGAGGUUCCUGUGACCAAAAAAAGUAAGAUUCAAGAGGUUUCUAUACAAGUUGAGGAAGGACCUAUCAAUCCAAAUCGUUCUAGUCAUUUGCAAGACUAUCAACAGUUUAUCCAAUCUACUAGUCAGCCUCCCAAGUCAGAACUAGACUGGUAUUUGGAGGAACCAGUCUUACCUUGGAGUGACCAUUUCAACAUAUUAAAAUGGUGGAGAGCUGCAAGUCCCAAGUAUCCUGUCCUCUCCCGGAUGGCUCGUGAUUUUUUGUCAAUUCCAUUAUCCGUUGUAACUUCAUAUGAUGCCUAUUAUACAAAGGAAAGAGAAAUUGAUCGGCGUCUUAUUUCUUCAGGGCCAGUUGUAAUGAAUGCCUUGAUGUGUACUCGAAGUUGGCAUCGAAAGCACUAAACAUCUACCUUCAGGGUGCGUAAUUUUACUUUCCAUUCGUGCACUUUCAUUUUUUUUUGCAAAUUCAAUUACACAUGGUUAUCACCACACCAACUACCUUCAGGGUGCGUAAUUCUUAAUGUUGACAACAGGUACUCCUUUUGGUUGUUGCUGCUGUUUCAGGACUGCUAAUCAUUAUCAUUUGGCCAACAUGAGAAAUUAUUUUGUUUUGUCUGUUUUGUUUGAUAAGCUCCAGUCAUAUAUGGAUGCUGAAUUUUUGCUCAUUGGAGCUCUUAACUGAUGCUUUAAUUUUUGGGAUUCUAAACAGUCCAUGAAUAGCUUAUGGUAUUUCAUAUGGUACCCUUUAAAUUUUGUUUGCCUAAAGUAA